AUGAAUAGUACUAGAUUACGUCACAUUGAAAAUGCAUUAAAUAAUUUUAAUUUCAUGUCCCCUUUGGACAUUUAUAUGCGUUUAUAUUUUAAAAGUAAUAAUAUAAAGAAUAAAGAUAAACCGUAUAUUUCAGAACAUGUCUAUAAUAUUAUAAAAAACAAAACACUCUUAUCAUAUUUAUCUUCACCCAGUUCAUUGUAUACAAAUGUAAUUAAGACGUAUUUUUCUUCUGACAAGUGGAAAUAUGAAAUGAACAACGAAAAAAUACCUGCACAUGUCAGGUACUCUUUUCCAAAAGAAUUAUACAACCAGCUAUUAGAUUGCUAUGGUGAGAAGAAAAGCAUCACAUUAAUGUCUAUUUUAAAUGAAAAGGCUCCUGUUUUUUUACGUGUUAAUAACAAUAAAAUAUCGAGAAACGAAUUAUAUAAGACUUUAAUCAGUAAAGGAAUAUCAGUGGAAAAAUGUGUUAAUUCACCAUAUGGAUUAUUAUUAACAAAAAAUCAAAUAUUAAAAAAUAUUCAUGAAUAUAAAAAAGGUUAUUUCGAAAUUCAAGAUGAAGCUAGCCAAAUUGUGAGUUCAAAAAUACCUGUACAUCCAGGUGAUAAGGUGCUUGAUUAUUGUGCAGGGUCAGGUGGAAAAACAUUAGCAUUUUCAAUGUUAAUGGAAAAUACAGGAAAAAUAUAUUUACAUGAUAUACGUGAUCAAAUGUUAUCUCAAGCAAAAAUAAGAUUACGAAGAGCAGGAAUACAAAAUUAUAUUUUAUUAAAUUCAAAUCAUAUAUUAUUAAAAAAAUUAUUUGGUUAUAUGGAUGUCGUAAUUGUUGAUGCUCCAUGUACAGGUACUGGUGCUUUACGAAGAAACCCAGAAAUGAAAUAUAAAUUUACAAAUAAUAAAUUAUAUGAUUAUGUAAAAACACAAAGAGAAAUUUUUGAAAAUGCUUUGUUGUAUCUUAAGAAAAAUGGAAAAAUUGUUUAUAUCACAUGUAGUAUAUUGGAUGCUGAGAAUGUACAUCAAGCAAAAUAUUUUUGUCAGAAACAUAAUUUAUAUUUAUCUGAGGCACCUUUUCAUUCUUUACCUCAAUCAAAGGCGAUGGAUGGUUUUUUUUUAGCAACAUUUGAAAGAAAAGAAUGA
Messenger RNA from Plasmodium adleri (nom. inval.), 1131 nucleotides. RefSeq names its product sun-family protein, putative. Bases 1 to 1131 code for a protein of 376 amino acids. The record is from RefSeq and is a predicted model, not a curated record. Gene Ontology annotation, molecular function: rRNA (cytosine-C5-)-methyltransferase activity. Lineage: Eukaryota; Apicomplexa; Aconoidasida; Haemosporida; Plasmodiidae. Gene Ontology annotation, biological process: rRNA base methylation; maturation of LSU-rRNA. The transcript has 2 exons. Gene Ontology annotation, cellular component: nucleolus.